This is a messenger RNA of Mercurialis annua (annual mercury), 1230 nucleotides long. RefSeq lists its product as uncharacterized. The coding region runs from base 1 to 1230 and encodes 409 amino acids. NCBI's taxonomy places the organism in Eukaryota, Viridiplantae, Streptophyta, Magnoliopsida, Malpighiales, Euphorbiaceae. The transcript has a single exon. The record is from RefSeq and is a predicted model, not a curated record.
AUGGAGACAGAUCGCAGUUGGAUGUACAGGAGCCACACAAACGGGUUGCUAACCAUAGGGUACAAGGAUCAUGUGAAGGAGUUUAUCCGGUUUGCAUUACGGCAUCCGGCUUGUAUGAGUGGAGUACAGAUAAAAUGCCCCUGCCCUAAGAGAGGUUGUCGAAAUACAAGCUAUCGGGAUGUCGAUGAGGUGGAAUUCCAUCUAUUGAAGAAUGGGUUUGUGAAACGUUACCAAGUAUGGGUUUUUCAUGGCGAGGGGAGCGUUUUGAAUCCCCCUCCCCUUGCACAGUUACCAGAGCAGGAUGUUGAGUUCGACUAUGAAAAUGAGGGGCCAGGUGAGUUCAGUUUCGCUCAAAGAAUGAUUCUUGAUGCGGCCGGUCCAGAAAUAACGUUUCCUAAAGAUGAGCUCCCGAAUGAUGAAGCUCAAAAAUUUUAUGAUAUGAUGCGUGCGGCUGAAGAAGACAUAUGGCCUGGGAAUAGCAGACACUCUCCAUUUUCUGCAUCUACUAAAGUGAUGGAGAUCAAGUGUCGACAUAAGGGUUCAGUAGCUUUAGUUGACGACGUCUGCGGAUUGAUACAGGAGCUGCUCCCGGAGGACAACAAGAUGCCAACAAAUUUCGCUAAAAUUAAGAAGCUGGUCAUAGGUUUGGGGUUGCCGCUUGAGGUUAUUGACUGUUGUUUCUAUAACUGUAUGAUUUAUUGGGGGGAGGACGCGCAUCUAACGCACUGCAAAGUUUGUAAUUAUGCGCGGUGGAAACCUGUGACCCACGGAAAAUCCGUAAAAAGAAAGGCUAACGUGCCAUAUAGUAAAAUGUUGUAUUUUCCAAUAACUCCGAAGCUACGGAGGUUGUACGCUUCGAAAGCCACUGCUCGGCAUAUGACGUGGCACGCAGACUACGAGAUGGAUGGUGAUAAGAUGUGCCACCAGUCCGACUCUGCGGCUUGGAAACGUUUUAGUGAACUGCAUUCUGAGUUUGCCGAUGAAGGGAGAAAUAUCAGAUUAGGCUUAUGCUCCGAUGGGUUUCGGCCAUUUACCAAUUUUGGGCAGCAGUAUUCCUCGUGGCCGGUCAUUUUGACGCCGUACAAUCUCCCCCCAGGCAUGUUCAUGAAGGAUGAGUUUAUGUUUUUAAUGGUUUUGGUACCGGGGCCUAGAAACCCAAAACAUCUAAUGGAUAUCUUCCUACAGCCGCUGGGUGCAGAGUUGAACCAACUGUGGGAAUGUGGAGUCUAA